CAAUAGUAGGGGCUUAACAUUGGCAGCUAAGUAGUGUCUGGUUAAUAUAAAUCAUAAAGGAUAAAGCUUUCUGCGUGUCGCGGAUAAACUCGGAUGUUAUGAGUUACUCGGCAACUGUUUUCCAGACUGAGGAUAAACGUAUUUAGUGGAUAUUUCGUUGUUUGUUUGUUUUUUUGUGCGGCUAUCUAACGUUAGCUUGUUAGCUAGCUGGCGUUAAACGUCAUUUAGGCAAUACUCUGCUAGCGUAGCUUUGCACUGGAAUUUGUUUGCGUGUUUGGCAGCUUUAGUUGCUAAAAUCGACCGAGUUUUUACCCAGAGACGACACGUUUCUGCUUUGCUAGGCGUGUGCGAGUUUAUUUAUGCCACAUGUAGCGUGACUCAACGGUAACUGAAUGUUUGGUGAUAGAAAUAGCAGCAGCUACAGCUAGCAGAUUGUUAGCCUGUCAACAUCAACAACAAUGGGCUGCAAAAGAUAUUUAAAGACAAGAACCUUUUAUUUUUUGACUAUCCUGCUGAUUGUCUUCGUCAAAGGAAUAAUAGCCGACGAAGAGCAACACGGGAAUGACGGUCCAGAGUUAAAGUCUUACCAUGACCCAGACUCUGAAGAGGAAGACGUUCGUCUGGCGUCGGAAAUUGCAGCUGGUGCUUCUGUGACAUCUGGUCAUGAAGCCUCACCGCCAGAAGAAGUGAAAAAUCUACCUGGGGACGGACUGGAGGGAGAGGAGAAGGAGGACCUGCCCGAGCAGCCUCCUCCAGUCGAGGAGAAACCUAAAGAGGUUCCUGUGGUGAAUGGAGGUACAGCCCACGGAGAGCCCUGCAUCUUCCCGUUCCUCUUCCAGGGGAAGGAGUACUCGGACUGUACCACUGAUGGACGGGGGGACGGACGGCUGUGGUGCGCUACAACCUAUGAUUAUGACCAGGAGAAGAAGUGGGGUUUCUGUGAGACGGAGGAGCAGGCACAGCAGAGACUGCAGGCAGAGGAGGCUGAGGAGCAAUAUCAGACUGUGCUGCGCAUGCUUAAUGCCACCACCAGGAGGACCCAGAAGAAAGAAUUAUACGAAAAGCUGCAGAAAGUAGCAGAGAAAGGCCAUCAGAAAGCCAUGGAGAAGGUGGCGUACGCCAUGCUGUUUGGAGACUACAUGAACCAGAACGUCACUAAGGCCAAAGAAAUGUUUGAGAAGCUCGCCAUGGAGGGCUCGCCGAAAGCACAGACGGCUCUCGGCUUUCUGUAUGCAGCAGGACUUGGAGUUAACUCGAGUCAGGCUAAGGCCUUGGUUUACUACACCUUCGGCGCACUGGGUGGAAACUUGGUUGCUCAUAUGAUUCUGGGUUACAGAUACUGGGGAGGUGUUGGCGUUCCCCAGAGCUGCGAAUCAGCGCUAACUCACUACAGGCUCGUGGCAAAUCAGGUGGCCAGUGAUGUGUCUCUGACGGGGGGCUCAGCGGUGCAGAGGAUCAGGCUGCUGGAUGAGGUGGAGAAUCCGGGAUCUACCAGCGGGAUGUUGGAGGAGGACUUGAUCCAGUACUAUCAGUUUCUGGCUGAGAAAGGAGACGUACAAGCUCAGGUGGGAUUAGGUCAGCUACACCUGCAUGGAGGACGUGGAGUAGAACAGAAUCAUCAGAGGGCGUAUGACUACUUCACCCAGGCUGCAAAUGCAGGGAACACACACGCUAUGGCUUUCCUCGGCAAGAUGUACUCAGAAGGCAGCGAGUAUCUCCCUCAGAACAACGAGACAGCCCUGCAGUACUUCAAGAAGGCCUCUGACUUGGGGAAUCCAGUGGGACAGAGUGGUCUUGGCAUGGCCUACCUGUAUGGAAGAGGUGUGCCUGUGAACUAUGAGCUGGCACUGAAAUACUUCCAGAAGGCAGCAGAGCAGGGCUGGGUGGACGGACAACUCCAGCUGGGCACCAUGUAUUACAAUGGCAUUGGUGUGAAACGAGAUUACAAGCAGGCACUGAAAUUCUUCAACCUGGCCUCACAGGCGGGUCACAUCCUGGCGUUCUACAACCUGGCCCAGAUGCAUGCUACUGGUACCGGUGUGAUGCGCUCCUGCCACACUGCUGUGGAGCUUUUCAAGAACGUGUGUGAACGUGGUCGCUGGUCAGAACGUCUCAUGACGGCCUACGGCAGCUUUAAGGAGGGUGAGACGGACGCUGCGCUGGUCCAGUAUCUGCUGCUGGCUGAGCAGGGCUACGAGGUAGCCCAGAGCAACGUGGCCUUCAUUCUGGACCAGAAAGGAGCGAAGAUCUUCAGUGAGAAUGAGACCUAUCCUCGCGCUUUACUCCACUGGACAAGAGCUGCAGCACAAGGUUACACUGUGGCGAGGAUAAAACUAGGGGACUACCACUUCUACGGCUACGGGACAGAUGUGGACUAUGAGACGGCUGUCAUUCACUACAGACUGGCGUCAGAGCAGCAGCACAGCGCGCAGGCCAUGUUUAACCUGGGAUACAUGCACGAGAAGGGUCUGGGCAUCAAACAGGACAUCCAUUUAGCCAAGCGUUUCUACGACAUGGCUGCUGAAGCCAGUCCCGAUGCCCAGGUCCCAGUCUUCCUGGCUCUGUGCAAGCUGGGCCUGAUUUACACUCUGCAGUACCUGCAGGAUCUUAAUUUAAAGGAGCUGAUUUCUCAGGUGGACCUGGACCAGCUCUUGGGCCCGGAGUGGGACCUCUACCUCAUGACCGUCAUCGCCCUGCUGUUAGGCACCGUCAUCGCCUACAGGCAGCGCCAACACCAAAUCAUAGUUCCCCCUCGCCCUCCUGUCCCCACCCCGGCGCCCCCUCCCAGACCGCCUCAGGAACAAACGCAAGCCCCGGCCGAGCCCCAGGGUCAGGGAGAAACACAAGCCCAAGGCGCGGCCCAGGAGGAAGAGGAGCAGCAGUGAGAAGAAGCCAGACGGAGCGAGGGCAGCGAAAGACAGACAGGAGGCUCUGCCAGCCCGCCCCACAGAGCAGCCGGCGCUCACCAGCUGAAUACCUGCUAGUUUGAGCACCUCUCUGGCUCCUCAUGCUAAAAGAAGAUGGCUGCUGAGCUGUGCAGUCUCACAACUCCCUUUCUCCAUUAAAAAAAAAAAAAAAAAUGUUGGUCCUGUGCUGAAGACAGACAGUGUGGGCAUUUGUAGACAAUGGCGCAGAGUGUUGAGAGGAAAACACAGACUUGGGACUUGCUAGUCUGUGACUCAGGAUACUGCCAGAAGCACCUGUGUCCUCAGAGUGGAAAUAGCCUUGUGUUUGCCAGAUCAAAUGCAUUUUUUUUGGACUUGACUAAUCAACAUAGUCAACAUAGUUGGACUUUAAUAUGUGCAUUAGUUUCUUCUCACUUUCCCUUUUUGAGAAAAUCACACAGUGGAACUGCCUCAAUCCUAAUUUAGUGCAGUAUUUAGAAAAAAAAAAAAGAAACAGGCAGGAAAAUGAGAAUUAAAGUAAUUGUUUUGCGA
This is a messenger RNA of Plectropomus leopardus (leopard coralgrouper), 3437 nucleotides long. RefSeq names its product SEL1L adaptor subunit of SYVN1 ubiquitin ligase. NCBI's taxonomy places the organism in Eukaryota, Metazoa, Chordata, Actinopteri, Perciformes, Serranidae. Gene Ontology annotation, cellular component: endoplasmic reticulum membrane. The record is from RefSeq and is a predicted model, not a curated record. Gene Ontology annotation, molecular function: protein binding. Gene Ontology annotation, biological process: ERAD pathway.